AUGUACAUCUGCAUAUCCUACAGUCCCUCAUCCAGGGCCUCGAAGCGCAUGCACGGACAGCAUCCGGCUCCGCUGCAUGCAGUCGAGCGAUCUCCAUUGAUUGCUAUCAAAGAGAAGAAUCCAGGCCUGCACGCUUCACGCGCGGAAACAAACUCUUCCUUGGCCUCAGUUGCGUUGCGUCUCGCCACAGCAUGCUCAUCCCGCGCUAUCUCAGACAAUGCUGCUCGGAAUCUGCAUGCACGCACAUGCGCCGGCGACGACGAAUCUUUUUCUCCCUCCACAACGUGCAACGGUCGCUUUGCCAGCGAUGACUGGAAACACAUCCGGGUUCCGGCCUCGCCUCACGCCGCGCUCAGGGCUCUCCAUCAUGCUUGCGAUACAGAGCUUCUGCGGAACAGGCACCCAUCCGGCUUUGUCGAAGGUUACAGUGCCGACUGCGACGUGCAGGAAACUUGCCUCUUCGAUGGGGGCGACUCCCGCUGCGCGCCCCUAUCUGAACGCUGUGCGUCGGGCGUCGGGCAUUGGGCGACGAUUGGCGCGUCCGUCGCGUUAUACCCUCCUAAUCACCUCCGCUUUGUUCGACUUCCGGCAUUCGGUUUGCCGUACAUCCGCGCGAGCGUUUCAGCGACAGAGCCAACGCCGGGAAGGAAUCAAGCGUGCUCGCCUGGCGGAAGGAUGAGCAUGAGCGGGUUCAUUCAUCUCAAAGACGAGACUCCAAGGAUAUUCGAGGGAAAUUUCUCGCGAAAAACUACUCACCAAGAUAAUUUGGAUCCGGCAAUCUCGGAAUCCGGUGGUCACAAUGUUGAUAUCGCAGUUCGGGCACGGAAGAAACACUCCUGCUUAUCUUGGCUGGAAACGUACUGAAUGGCAAGGCUCUGACAGGCAGAGACUGCUGGCAUGAAUACGACGUCUCCAGACAAUUCCAUACAACUCAACCCACCGGCCUGGGCUCAUCAGGAAUAAGCCCGACCUUCCCGGACGCUGUGAACCUCGAGAUGCACGCAUCGCACACCGAGCGACGCCUACGUCCGACUGGCCAAUGGCGUACUCCACAGAGCGGUCUGCGCUGGUUAGGCCCCGUGCGACGCUUCUUUAGAUCUGACUUGGCGGGAUUUCGUGCGCGCGC
Molecule: messenger RNA, 1126 nt
Organism: Laetiporus sulphureus 93-53
Lineage: Eukaryota; Fungi; Basidiomycota; Agaricomycetes; Polyporales; Laetiporaceae
Exons: 5
Coding region: 1-864 (287 amino acids)
Source: RefSeq, a predicted model, not a curated record